GCGGUAACUGGGUGACUGCCGAAUUCGUCUUUCCAUAUUGGCUCUGAUACCCACGUCGAAAGCUGUGUUCGAUUGAAACUGCUUUUGAGCCACAAUGGCGGUGCGACUCUGACGUGCAGCGCUUACAACCCAGACAGUCAACGCUACAGUUUCCCCAUAAACCUUGGGAGGCUCCAGUGAGAGGAGGAAACAGACCCGCCAUUUUCCUGCAAGCCUCCAGUCCAUUUAAACCCAGCAGGGGGAGGCGAAAAAAAGAUAGGAGACACAGAAGGGAAGGGAGCGAGAGAGGGGGGGAGAGAGUGAGAGUGUGUGGUAUAGGGUGAGGGUAAGAGAAAGAGAAGACCUUAAAAUAAAAAAGACUGGAUUUCCAUCUUUCUUUCAGAUCAACGUCCAGUGGCGGAACCGUGGAAGCCCCCGAGGGCAAUCCCAAUUCCAUUGAAUUUGGAAGAUAUACCCUGCAUUUCAUUCUUUGUGCAAAUCUGCGAAGAUGUCUGGACAAAGCAUUACGGAUAGGAUAACUGCAGCUCAACACAGUGUAACUGGUUCUGCGGUGUCCAAAACUGUAUGCAAGGCGACCACGCACGAAAUAAUGGGGCCAAAAAAGAAACAUUUGGAUUACCUGAUCCAGUGCACCAACGAGAUGAACGUGAACAUCCCUCAGCUGGCGGACACGCUGUUCGAGAGGACCACCAACACCAGCUGGGUGGUGGUGUUCAAGUCGCUCAUCACCACGCACCACCUCAUGGUGUACGGCAACGAGCGUUUUAUACAGUACUUGGCUUCAAGGAACACAUUAUUCAACUUGAGCAAUUUUUUGGACAAAAGUGGGUUGCAAGGCUAUGACAUGUCAACCUUCAUCAGAAGGUACAGCCGAUACCUGAAUGAAAAAGCCGUGUCCUACAGACAAGUCGCUUUCGACUUCACGAAAGUAAAAAGAGGAGCGGAUGGUGUGAUGAGAACCAUGAGCACGGAGAAGCUCCUGAAGACGAUUCCUAUAAUACAAAAUCAGAUGGAUGCGCUACUCGAUUUCAAUGUCAAUGCCAAUGAACUCACGAACGGGGUAAUCAACGCAGCCUUCAUGCUUCUGUUCAAAGAUGCCAUCCGACUCUUUGCCGCUUACAACGAGGGGAUCAUCAACCUCCUGGAGAAGUACUUUGACAUGAAGAAGACCCAGUGCAAAGAGGGCCUGGACAUCUACAAGAAAUUCCUCACCCGAAUGACGAGAAUCUCGGAGUUCCUCAAAGUGGCAGAGCAAGUGGGGAUCGACCGGGGGGACAUCCCGGACCUCUCUCAGUUUACGGUUUGUGCCCCAAGUAGUCUUCUGGAUGCUCUGGAGCAGCACUUGGCCUCCUUGGAGGGGAAGAAGGUCAAAGAUUCUACUGCAGCGAGCAGGGCCAGCACUCUCUCAAAUGCCGUGUCAUCGCUUGCGAACACCGGCAUAUCCUUCACCAAAGUGGACGAAAGGGAAAAGCAGGCAGCUCUAGAGGAAGAACAGGCUCGUUUAAAAGCACUGAAGGAGCAACGGCUGAAAGAGCUCUCCAAAAAGCCCUCUUCCUCGGCCACCACUGCCGCAUCACCUGUCUCCACCACCGGGGGCAGCAUCAGCACUGCCCCAGCCAUUGACCUUUUCUCCACACCCAGCUCAACAAACAGCACUUCAAAGGUGGGGAGCGACUUGCUUGACUUGCAGCCAACGUUUCAGCCGGCGAUGCCCAUCUCCACAGGGCUGCCUGUAGCCAAUACUUGGGGAGAUCCUUUCACUUCUACCGAAGCUGUCGAUGACUCCAUUCCAAACUUAAACCCUUUCCUCACAAAACCUGUUGUCGACGCUGUCCAUCUACCUGUUGUGUCUUCUGACGGUGUUAGUUUUUCCUCUAGGACACCCAGUCAUGAAAUGUUUGGUGAUCAUUACAAUCCCUUUAUUGAUUCGAGCUCCUCUGUUGCAACCAAUUACGAGCACACAUUUCGGAUAGAGCAGUUUGGCUCAGACUCCUUCUGUGGGCCAGCGCCUUACACUAACGCCCCUCUCUUCCACUCUGAGUCCUCUGCUGUAGCUGGCCUAUUUGGAGGGUUCACGGCAUCUCCAGCUCCUCAACCGCAGACCUCAAGAGGCCUUAACGUUGACUUUGACUCUGUGUUCGGCAAUAAGUCAGCCUCUGCUAACAACCCCGAUUCUGCAGACGAUGUUUUAGGUGGAAUCCUGAAACCCACAGUGGCCUCCCCGAAUCAGGGCCUGCCCCCCAGCAGCCAGCCGCCAGGGAAGCUAGUGUCAGACGAUUUGGACUCCUCCCUCGCCAACCUCGUGGGCAAUCUGGGAAUUGGAAAUGGCACAACAAAAAAUGACAUCCAUUGGAGUCAACCUGGGGAGAAGAAGCUCACAGGUGGAACCAACUGGCAACCAAAGACUGCCCCAACCACAACAUGGAACCCUGCUACCAUGAAUGGCAUGCAUUUCCCACAAUACGCCCCCUCUGUCAUGGCCUUCCCAGCAACAACACCCACGGGAAUGAUGGCGUACGGGAUGCCUCCGCAGGUAGGCUCCAUGGCGGUGAUGACGCAGCCCACCAUGAUGUACACGCAGCCUGUGAUGAGGCCGGCCAACCCCUUUGGCCCCGUGUCGGGAGCGCAGCCCUCCGCAGCUUCUAGUCCCUCCAGUCAAAGUCCUCUCAGAGCUCCAGGAAAGGACCCCUUUGCACAGCUCUCUCUCAAGGAUUUCUUGUAGAACAUCUUUAGAUGCAGUUCAUGUAGUGUGGAGGGAGUCGUUGCUUUCUGAAGAUGAGACGGGAAGCAGCAAAAACCUUCUCCUUUAAGCAAAAUCCACUUUGCUGUUUUACUCUUCACUGAGAAUAUCAGCCCAGCAAGGACUUCUGAAGGAAUCAAAGAGGAGAUGAUGGUGGGGGGAAAAAAUAAAUGUGUUUCAAGGGCGUCAGUGGACAUGGCGCUUAUUUUGUAAUUUGUCUAACAAGGUAACAGUGUGAGCUGCUGUUAUUGCCCCUACAUAGGGAUAAAGUCAUCCCGUUUGAUGUCUGUAAAGAAGAAAUUUGGGUGCCGAAGUGGGGGGUGGGGGUUUAGACUUUGCUGUUAUGUAUCAGAAAAUAGUUGGUUGUAACACAUACAGCUUGAUGUUUUCUUGAGGGGGAGAUCGGGGGGGGGGGGGUUUAGACUGGGGAGGAACCAUGAAAUCUUGAUCUGAUCAUCAAUCAUGCAUUACCUAAUUUAACUGUCACCAAUUAGAGAUGCUAACUACAGUUUAUACUACAAUUUAUUUUUACUUUAAUUUUUUUUAACUAUUACGUUUGCAGUAGACAUUCCUUGUGUAUUGUUUGUAUUUAUUUAUGAUUAUCCGUUGAAGACAUGAAAAAUACUAAUCACAUCGAACACUUCCUUGUGAGAGUGAAAUCAGAAUUAUACAUGGGUAUGGUUGACUGUAUAAUUGGAAUUUGAGAGUGACUGAGUUUAAAAAUAAAUAUCAAAAAAUAAAAAUAAAAAAAUUAAAAAAACACCUGUAAACUGACUGAUAGAGCACUAAAUAUUCUCUGAACCAGUUUUAUGUCUAGUACAAUUCUUUGUAGCUGAGAAAUUCACAACCCUACAUUUGUAAGGGAGAUAGGGGGGAAUAUACAAUUUAUUAAUCCACAUAGUCAAUUCUGUGCCUAGGGUUUUUGCAAGGGAACAUUUCUCUGACUAGCAAAGCACUACAUUCGUGAUUCAGCAGCAUCGCAUUGGGAAGGAUCUGUACUGCUUUUUGCUUGGCAUGUCAUUAUUUUACAUUGACAGUUAUAUGGCUGCCUUUCCAACCUGAAUGUGAGGAGUCGCCUUCAUCUUCUGGCCAUCUUUCCGAAGGCCAGCACAUUGGGGGUGAGGGUG
Messenger RNA from Megalops cyprinoides (Indo-Pacific tarpon), 3867 nucleotides. It is a transcript of the gene picalma, whose product is annotated as phosphatidylinositol binding clathrin assembly protein a. Gene Ontology annotation, molecular function: SNARE binding; clathrin heavy chain binding; 1-phosphatidylinositol binding. Gene Ontology annotation, cellular component: clathrin-coated pit; synaptic vesicle; clathrin-coated vesicle. The transcript is spliced from 26 exons. Bases 488 to 2722 code for a protein of 744 amino acids. The record is from RefSeq and is a predicted model, not a curated record. Gene Ontology annotation, biological process: synaptic vesicle budding from presynaptic endocytic zone membrane; clathrin-dependent endocytosis; clathrin coat assembly. NCBI's taxonomy places the organism in Eukaryota, Metazoa, Chordata, Actinopteri, Elopiformes, Megalopidae.